AUGGGAAUCAAGCGCUCACGGCAGGACUCUGUGUCGUCUUCAGAAGAUCCCAGCACCCCCUACUCGCGUGAGCAGUCCGUCGACGUCAAGCUUGUCCACCUAGACACCCACUCUGCCAUGUCUGAACAGCCAGCCGUGAUAAAGUGCUCCCUGCCCCCGCACCAGCCGCUUGAGUUUGCCUCGUUUGAGGAGUAUAAUGUCCACCACAAAAAGACGCACAUGAAUAGAUGUUCAGAAUGCCAGAGGAACUUCCCAGAUGAGCACUUUCUGCACUUGCACAUUGGCGAGAACCACGACCCCUUCAACGCUGCCAAGCGCGACGAAGGCGAGAGAACGUAUGCCUGCCUCCUGCCAGACUGCGACCGUCUCUGCAGCACGCCACAGAAGCGUCGCCUGCACUGCAUAGAUAAACACCAGUUCCCUCGCAACUACGACUUCUACAUCGUCAACGAUGGAAUUGAUCGCCGCAGCAGCAUGCUACAGUCUCCUCACAGACGGAGGAGCAGCACACUCAAUUCCAGCAAUGGAACCUCCACCGCACCUGGUAAACGGGGAGGAGAGUCGUCUGCAAACACGGCUGGGGAGGGCAUGGACGUUGUGAAAGAUCAUGACGAGGACCAGCACGAAGAGGGAGACGAGCAGGCAGAUCGCGUCAAGCGCACCCCCGUCAAGCUGCGAGGUCGUGGGGGAUUUGGCCACGCUCGAACACCCAGCCACGGCCAGGUGACACCAGCAACCGUGAGUCAUCCCGACGCAGCUUCACCUUCACAGACGGCGUCCAAGGAUCCCAUGGACAGCCUAGCCUCCAGCAUGUCAGCAUUACAGUUUGUUCCCCACAGCGUACGGGCUGCGCGUGGUAGAGGUAGGGGAAGAGGCGGGUGA
Dothidotthia symphoricarpi CBS 119687 is the source of this 882-nucleotide messenger RNA. RefSeq lists its product as uncharacterized. The transcript is spliced from 2 exons. The coding region runs from base 1 to 882 and encodes 293 amino acids. NCBI's taxonomy places the organism in Eukaryota, Fungi, Ascomycota, Dothideomycetes, Pleosporales, Dothidotthiaceae. The record is from RefSeq and is a predicted model, not a curated record.